AUGAGUAAUUCAAUUCAACAACUUGAAUUAAAUGCUGCCAAUGCUGUUUCAACGGGUCAAUUCAAUGAAGCGAUCGAGAUUUACUCAAGAAUUAUUCAAUUGGCUACAAAUACAUUUAAUGCAUAUGAUACUUCAUUAGUAUUUGUAAGACGUGCUGGCUACUGUAUUCUUGCUAAAAGAUAUGAAGAAUCACUAGCUGAUAGUGAAAUAGCAAUUGGUCUUGAUUCAAAUAAUAUUUUGGCAUAUUCACAGAAAGCAGCUUUGCUUCACUUGAAUAAGGUGAACGAGGCGAAAGCUGUUAUUCAAUUUGCAAAAGAAUUACCAGGUAAAAGAUGGAAUUUACAUACUAUUCGAUAA
Rotaria sordida is the source of this 357-nucleotide messenger RNA. The record is from the annotation of a GenBank genome assembly. Lineage: Eukaryota; Metazoa; Rotifera; Eurotatoria; Philodinida; Philodinidae.